Molecule: messenger RNA, 2487 nt
Organism: Striga hermonthica
Lineage: Eukaryota; Viridiplantae; Streptophyta; Magnoliopsida; Lamiales; Orobanchaceae
Source: the annotation of a GenBank genome assembly
AUGGAAGUGGAAAGCGUGUUCGUAGGAGCAGGUUGCAACAGAAUAGUCAACAACGUUUCGUGGGGCGCCUGUGAUUUGCUCUCCUUUGGCGCUCAAAACGCCGUCGCCAUUUUCUGCCCCAAGACAGCGCAAAUUCUGACUACACUUCCGGGGCACAAAGCGUCUGUAAACUGCACGCAGUGGUUGCCCAGCAGCAAGUUUGCGUUUAAAGCUACGAAUUUGGAGAGGCAUUAUCUUCUGUCUGGAGAUGCUGAUGGAGCUAUCUUUUUGUGGGAGUUUUCUCUUUCUGCUAAGAAGUGGAGGAAUGUUCUACAAGUACCAGACAAACAUAAGAAAGGUGUUACAUGUAUUUCGGCAAUAAUGUUGUCCCAAACAGAUGCUUUAUUCGCAUCAUCUUCUUCCGAUGGUAUAGUGAGCUUGUGGGAACUAAUCCUACCAUCCACCUCUGGAGGUGAGUGCGAAUUGUCUUGCUUGGACACCUUAUAUGUCAGUAAAAAACCUAUGGUUGCUCUCUCACUUACGGAUUUGCCUGGAAACAGCGGGCACCUAGCUCUAGCCAUGGGCGGGUUGGAUAAUAAAAUUCACAUUUACAGUGGCCAUAGAGCAGGAAAGUUCGUACAUGCCUGUGAAUUGAAAGGGCACACAGAUUGGAUUCGCAGUCUUGAUUUCUCAUUUCCUUUACACGAAAAUGGCGAAAUACCCACUCUUCUUCUUGUGAGUUCAUCUCAAGACAAAGGGAUACGCAUAUGGAAGAUCGCUUUACUUUCUCUAUCUAGUAACCAAAAUACAGAAACCACCUUGUGUUCUUACAUCAAAGGCCCGAUAUUUUCGGCUGGGCUGUCUUCUUACCAAAUAUCUCUAGAGUCCCUUCUCAUUGGUCAUGAAGACUGGGUGUACUCAGUUCAAUGGCAGCCUCCUCAAAGCUUGUCUAUUGAUGGGUCUGAUUUUAUACAUCAGCCUCAGAGCAUUUUAUCUGCGUCCAUGGACAAGACGAUGAUGAUUUGGCAGCCUGAAAAGACAACUGGUAUAUGGAUGAACAUGGUGACUGUUGGCGAGUUAAGCCACUGUGCACUGGGGUUUUAUGGCGGCCAUUGGAGCCCGAGUGGGAGCUCGAUUUUAGCACAUGGGUAUGGAGGGUCUUUUCAUAUGUGGAAAAAUGUGGGCACUGAUUUUGAUGAUUGGAAGCCACAGAAAGUCCCGUCUGGACACUUUGCGGCAGUUUUGGAUAUUUCGUGGGCCAGGGAGGGGGAAUAUUUGCUGUCCGUUAGUCAUGAUCAAACAUCAAGAGUAUUUUCUGCAUGGCGUAAUGAAUCUUCUCCGGAUAAUACAGAGUCCUGGCAUGAAAUUGCAAGGCCUCAAGUUCACGGACAUGACAUUAAUUGUGUGUCUAUAAUAAGGGGAAAGGGGAAUCAUCGAUUUGUGAGCGGGGCCGAGGAGAAAGUCGCAAGAGUGUUUGAAGCUCCUCUUUCCUUUCUGAAGACAUUAAAUCACGCCACUUCACAGAAAUCUGACUUCGGCGAUGACCUACCAGCAAAUGUUCAAAUUCUUGGUGCAAAUAUGUCGGCUCUAGGCCUAUCACAGAAGCCUAUAUACGUUAAAGCAUCAUCCGAGUCUAAAGAAAGAAGUACUAAUGAAGGCGUCGACACCCUUGAAACGAUUCCGGAAGCAGUUCCGGUGGUGUUAACCGAGCCACCUAUUGAGGAGCAACUUGCGUGGCAUACCCUUUGGCCCGAGUCACACAAGCUUUACGGCCAUGGGAAUGAACUAUUUUCUGUGUGUUGUGAUCAUGACGGGAAAUUAGUUGCCUCAUCCUGCAAGGCACAGCUGGCUUCUGUUGCUGAGAUAUGGCUAUGGCAAGUCGGGUCUUGGAAGGCUGUUGGGCGUUUACAUUCACACACUUUAACUGUCACACAGUUGGAGUUCUCUUACGACAACAAAUUUCUUCUGUCCGUCUCUAGGGACCGCCAUUUCUCUAUUUUCUCGAUUAUGUACUCAGAAACAGAUGAAAUCAGCCACCAGCUCGUGAUGAAAAAAGAAGCCCACAAAAGAAUCAUAUGGGCCUGCUCUUGGAACCCGUUUGGUCACGAAUUCGCCACCGGCUCGAGGGACAAAACCGUAAAAAUAUGGCGAUUGGAAAACGGGUCGUCCGUGAAGCUACUCGCAACUCUACCUACGUUCAAAAGCAGUGUAACUGCACUAUCGUGGCUGGGCCUCGACAGGCAAACGAAUCUUGGGCUUCUUGCUGUAGGGAUGGAAAGUGGGCUCAUAGAGCUUUGGAGCCUUUCUAACCCUAUAGAUGAAAAUAUCAGCUCCGUGGUUGUACCUAAUGCUGCACUUGUUGUACGGUUGGACCCAUUUAUGUGCCACGUGUCGUCAGUUCAGCGGCUGAGGUGGAAAAACGAGGCUAAGGUUGGGGAUUGUACGAGCAUGCAGCUUGCGUCCUGUGGGGAUGAUCAUUGUGUGAGGGUAUAUCAAGUUAGUGUUUAG